UUUAUGUUCUCGGGCUCUAUUUUCUUGGCUGGUUUGUACCUACGGUGCGUGUUACACCUGGUGCGUGUUAGACAGAGGGUGAUAUUGGUGUUAUUCUUUACAAAUGGCGUUAGGAAGCAUGCAGGAUUAUGGCCUGUGGUCAACAAGGCCUCCGCGUACCGAGGAAGACGAGCGCGAAUACAAGCGACGACGAGCCGAAGCGGCUCGACGGCGGCGACAGAACCUGAGCGAAGAACAGAAAGCGGCCGAGCGAGAACGCAACGCAGCCGCGGCUCGCCAGCGGCGGCUGCAUCAAACCGAAGAGCAGCGAGCGGCGGAACGCGAACGACACCGGGCUCGCCGUGCGAACCCUCAAGUGCGGGCGGCCGAGCGGGAGCGAGAUGCCGAAGCGAGGCGAAAGCGCCGGGCAAACCCUCACUUGCGGGCUGCCGAACGAACGCGACGUAGAGAACGGCGACUGUCCGAAGGAAUCAGACCGACGCUGUCCAGGCGACAGCGCCGGGCAAAAGCGGCGGCGGCUCGCAGAGAUCGGCGGCUGGCGGCCGAGAGAAGGCAGAUGUCGCCGUCGCCGCCUGCCGAGGACGAUGGCGGCCGGGAAUUCGUGCUCGACGACUUCGGACAGCUGUGCAGCGCGUGCGACCGUCUGUGCUUCCGCCAGGACGUGUCUGAGGUGUCCCCGCGACACGUCCAGCUGCUGUGCCGCGAGUUUCCCGACGAGAACGUCGCGGACUUUGUGCUGUGCAAGGCGUGUCGCGACUCCCUAGAAGCGGGAAACGUUUCCUCCCUUUCCAGACGUAACGGACACGCGUGCCCACCGAUGCCCGAAUGGUUCACAAUACUCAGUUCGGACGAAGAGGAGCAGCCCGUCAGCUGCACCGUGCACGGCCCUGUCCUAUCGGCCAAAGGUGUGCAGACAGAGGUGGUCGCGCCGCUGGGCAGAAGAGUGAACACUGCGAUUGGGUCCUCGUGGAUCGACGACAAAGGUGUGUCCAGGUCGACGCAGACGCCGUCUGCCAAGGUGCACAGCUGGACGGCGAUGGAAACCGACGAUCCUGGUGGCCUGCCAAAACGACGGCGCUCACCGAGGAAGCGGGCAAGGUGAAAAGUUGUAAAGCGCGAUGUUCAGCUGAAAGUAGUUACAGAAGAACUAGCUUUGAAACUGCUGAGACGACAAAGCUGAUACUAUCAGUGAUGACAGUGGAGCCCCAGUGACAGCCGGAUAAUCUUCCGUGCAGAGAAGAAAGCUCUACGGGGUGAACUGUGGAAUUCAGCAAUCCAUGUGCCUUGGCCUUUUCAUAUACCGACUUCCUUGCGGACAAAGCGACAUUUGUGUCGUCUGUGGAGUGGAAUGCGACGCAAGCCUUCACAACUGGUCACCAGCUGCGGGCAGCUGUUGGCCGAUGCAACUUUAUGCGGAAAAGGCUUUGCAGGGUGAUCCGCGACACUUUCAUGAACCACAUGCCUUGGCCUCUCACAUUCAGACAUCCUCACGGAUAAAUCCACAUUUGCAUCGUCUGUACACGUGUGAACUGUAAUGGAACAGACGCCUUUGCAAAUGGCCGCCAAUUGCAGGCACCUGGUGGCAGUGUUGUGGUGUGACGACAGUGGCCCAACAGAUCCAACAAAUGUCUUGCUGGUCAGUUAAGUGCCUUAUGUAUAAGCUUGCAUUAAGCAGGAGAGAAAAGGACUUGCCAGGUUACUUGCAGCAACAUCUGGUGGUAAAAUUGCUGUAGACCAACACACGUGUAUUUGUUUUGACUGGAUAUCCCAAAAUGUUUGUUUGUGUGCACUAUCACAGAGGGGAAGUGCUAAGCAGAUGUUACUGCCAUCCAUGUUUGAUGUACAGCCCUUGUCCCAGCUGUCUAAAGUGUGGGAAUAGUAUGCUUCCGAGACCCUCGGCUUACCACUGUCGUUGAAAAAAAAAAAAAGUGUACAAUCAUUGCAUUCCACUGGUGCUAACACAUGGGGCAGAAACUUCAAGGUUAACGACGAAGCUCGAGAACAAGUUAAGGACCGUGCAGAGAGCGAUGGAAUGGAAAAUGUUAGGUGUAACAUUGAGACUGGAAGGGAGCGGUAUGGAUGAGACUAAAUGGGGAUAGCCGAUUUUCUAGUUGACAUUAAGAGAAAAAAAAGCUUUAAGAGCUGGGCAGGCCAUUUAAUGUGCAGAUCAGAUUACUGGUGGACCAUUAGAGCUACAGAAUGGAUGCCAAGGGAAGGCAAGCAAAGCACAGUCGAGCUCGGCAGCAAAUUAGGUGGGGGCGAUGAAAUGAGGAAAUUUGCUUGUGCACGUUGGAUCGGCUAGCGCAAUACAGGGGUAUUUGGAGAUCAAUGGGAGGGGCCUUCGUCCUGCAGUGGACAUAAAAGUGAUGGUGAAUGUGGCCCCGAAUGUAAAGUGCACCCAAUUUUCUUGAGCUUAAAGUGAGAAAAUAAAAGCGCAUCUAACUUUAAUGUGUACCUGGAUGUAAUACGCGCCUGAAAUGAGACGUGCAAAAUUUACCUUUACAGAAGGCAAAAAAUUUUUUAUACAUUAGCUUUCGGAAAUAAAGCGGCAAGUUGUC
This is a messenger RNA of Dermacentor silvarum, 2558 nucleotides long. RefSeq lists its product as uncharacterized. NCBI's taxonomy places the organism in Eukaryota, Metazoa, Arthropoda, Arachnida, Ixodida, Ixodidae. The transcript has 3 exons. The record is from RefSeq and is a predicted model, not a curated record. The coding region runs from base 104 to 1102 and encodes 332 amino acids.